This is a messenger RNA of Rattus rattus (black rat), 912 nucleotides long. RefSeq names its product N-6 adenine-specific DNA methyltransferase 1 (gene Hemk2). Gene Ontology annotation, biological process: methylation. Gene Ontology annotation, molecular function: nucleic acid binding; protein methyltransferase activity; S-adenosylmethionine-dependent methyltransferase activity. Lineage: Eukaryota; Metazoa; Chordata; Mammalia; Rodentia; Muridae. Gene Ontology annotation, cellular component: eRF1 methyltransferase complex. The record is from RefSeq and is a predicted model, not a curated record. Bases 32 to 676 code for a protein of 214 amino acids. The transcript is spliced from 6 exons.
AAGGCCGGCCCGUAAGACGCGGAAGGGGAAGAUGGCGGCGCCGAGUGUCCCCACGCCAUUGUACGGGCACGUGGGUCGUGGGGCCUUCAGCGACGUGUAUGAGCCAGCGGAGGACACGUUCCUGUUACUGGACGCGCUCGAGGCGGCAGCAGCAGAGCUAGCAGGAGUGGAACUAUGCCUGGAAGUAGGAGCAGGAUCUGGGGUGGUGUCUGCAUUCCUGGCCUCCAUGAUCGGUCCUCAGGCCUUGUACAUGUGCACCGAUAUCAACCCCGAGGCAGCUGCAUGUACCUUGGAAACAGCGCGCUGUAACAGAGUCCACCUUCAGCCAGUAAUUACAGAUUUGGUCCAAGGCUUGCUGCCCAGAUUGAAGGGGAAAGUAGACCUGCUGGUGUUCAACCCCCCUUACGUCGUGACUCCGCCUGAAGAGGUUGGAAGCCACGGAAUAGAAGCAGCUUGGGCUGGUGGCAGAAACGGCCGGGAAGUCAUGGACAGGUUCUUCCCACUGGCCUCACAACUUCUCUCCCCAAGAGGGCUGUUCUACUUAGUUACCAUAAAAGAAAACAAUCCAGAGGAAAUCUUUAAAAUAAUGAAGACAAGAGGACUACAAGGAACCACGGCACUUCGCAGGCAAGCAGGCCAAGAAACCCUGUCAGUCCUCAGGUUCAGCAAGUCCUGAAAGCCACUGAAGUAAAUAAACUAGCUACCGGCAGCUGAACACUCAGUAGGUUUGAGACUGAUGCCAUUCCCUGGCCAAGAAGUUUUACCAAAAUUUGUCAUUUAAAGAAAAAGUGGAUCCAAGUGGUGGUGGCAUAGGCAUUCAGGAGACAGAGGCAGGGGGUCUCUAAGUUCAAGGCCUGGUCUACAGAGUGAAUUCCAGAGAAACCAAAACCAAACAACGAACUGGAAGGAAAA